AUGCCAGUCCUUGGAAUAGACAUCGGCGAUGGAUCCGCCACGGUCGCCACAAUCGCCAAAGGGGCCAUAGACAUCGUGCUUAACGAGGUUUCGCAGAGAUAUACUCCAGUAUGUGCGAGCUACACGCAGAAGAGGAGGCUCUUCGGCGACCAGGCGACGCCCCAAAUGAUCUCCAACUGCCGCAACUCGUGCAGAAACAUGAUGAGCCUGCUCGGCAAGACCAUGGGCGGCGACCCCGAGCUGGAGGUGAGCGCCAUGGACGACUUCUUCAGCCCGAACGGCAUUUCCAUUUGCUCUAACGGCUACGCCGGAUACAACGUUGCCAUUUCCAGUGAGCCCUACGAGGUCACCAAGGUCCUGGCGGGCUACAUUUCCUUCCUCUCGGAGAUGGCCGACAACUACACCAAGGGCCCCUGCAGGGAGGUGGUGCUGGCCUGCCCGGGCUGGUAUUCGGAGGUGCAGAAGGAGGCGCUGAAAGUGGCCGCGAUGGCCGCGGGGCUGUCGUGCCUGAACGUCCUGGACGAGUGCACCGCCAUGGCCCUCGACUACGGUGUGUACAGGGUCAAGCAGCUGUCGGACGAGAAGCCCACCACCGUGGCCAUUGUAAUGAUCGGCCACUCGCACGCCUCCGCGGCGGUCUGCGAUUUCUACCAGAACCACGUCGAGAUCCUGUCCAAGGUCUCGAGGCAGAACCUGGGUGGCCGCAACCUCGACCACAUGCUCAUGAAGCACAUGGCCGAUGGCUUCGAGAGGAAGUACGGGUGCAACCCGCUCGACAACAGGAAGAUCAGGCUCAAGCUCGAGGCUGUGGCCAUCAAGACCAAGCGUGUCCUAUCGGCUAAUUCGGAGAGCGGCUACUCGGCCGAGUGCCUCAUGGAGGACAACGACCUGCAGGGCAACAUCAAGCGUGAUGACUUCGAGGAGAUGUGCAAGCAGGAGUUCCUGCCUAACAUCACGGAAAUGCUCAUGGAGUGCGUCAACUUGUGCGGGAAGGCCGUCGAGGACAUUUCGUGCGUCGAGAUCGCGGGAGGUGUCACUCGCAUCCCGUGCGUGCAGAAGACCAUCAGCGACAUCUUCGGCAAGCAGCUCUCGCGCACGCUCAACUCCGACGAGUGCGUUGCCCGCGGCUGUGUGCUCGACGCCGCCAUGAGGAGCAUCAGCUACCGCGUGAGGAAGUACCACGUGGUGGAGCGCAUAACGAGGCCGCUGUCGCUGGCCUGCAUCCCGGGAGGCGACAUCAGCCAGAUGGCCAGCGCUGAAACCGUCGAGAUCCUGCCCGCAAACAGCUCCAAGUCAACCCCGAUCGCUGCCAAGCUGGCGGUAACUGCGCCCGCCAUCCUCAUAGCGUCGCUGGGAGACCCGAAGGACCCCUCCGACGCCUACUUCCUGGGGGCCAUACAAAUCGUCAAGCAGGUGCAGCCCACCGAGGAGCAGGGCGUGACCACCGUGUCUGCGGUGUUCGACGAGAACGGCGUGUUCUUCUUCACUGCCGUCGAGGGGCACGAGUUCGUGACCAUGCCGAGGUCCUCCGCGUUCACCGUCGAGGCCUACGCGCAGGCCGAAGCCGAGGCCAAAGCGCAGGACUCCAUCGAAAACCAACGCCUGCGCACCCUCAACGACUUCGAAACGCUCAUAUACAGCGUCAAGGAGAAAAUGCAGGGCUCGCACCGCGAAUACGUGGCGCCCGAGUUCGUGGGCACCAUCAACGAGGAGCUGAACAAGUGGAGCAACUGGCUGUAUGACAACUACGAGGCCUCUUUGGAGGUGCUUCAGGACUCGCUCAAGCGCAUGCAGUCCGACUGGGAGCCAAUUGAGCGCCUGUACGGCAUCCAGAAGGCGAAGGAGAACGAGUUGGACGUUUUCCUCUCGGGCCUGCAGUCCAGGCACAGCAUGUGCUGCGAGGACGGUCCCAUGUGGUACGGCGCGCCCGAAGAAGAGCGCCUGGAGUUCGCGCAGAAGAUCCAGGCCUUUGAAGCCAAGGUAAGGCAGCAGGCGGAGGAGGAGAAGGCGAUGCCCCGCCACGCUGAGCCGCUGUUCACCAUGGAGCAACUGCAGACCGAGCUCAGGCAGAUAAACUCCGAAAUCGACGAGUUCUGCCGCAGGAUGCGCGUGCAAAGUGAGCGCCGCAAGGAGGAGGAGAUGGCCGCCAGCCAGAAGGCCGAGGAAGCUGAACCCGCGCAGAACGAGCCCGCGGAGGAGCAGCCGGCGGACCAAGACGCCCAGUAA
Babesia bigemina is the source of this 2226-nucleotide messenger RNA. RefSeq names its product dnaK family protein, putative. Gene Ontology annotation, biological process: protein folding. The transcript is spliced from 2 exons. The record is from RefSeq and is a predicted model, not a curated record. Gene Ontology annotation, cellular component: cytosol; nucleus. Gene Ontology annotation, molecular function: ATP-dependent protein folding chaperone; ATP binding. The coding region runs from base 1 to 2226 and encodes 741 amino acids. NCBI's taxonomy places the organism in Eukaryota, Apicomplexa, Aconoidasida, Piroplasmida, Babesiidae.